AUGGUGGUGCAAGCAGAUGUCAACUUCUACGUUGACGACCUGCUCAUGUCGCUGGACUCAUCAAAUGAAGCAUCAAUGUUAGCGUGUCAGCUUCGAAGACUGUUGGCGUGUGGAGGAUUUCGGUUAACUAAGUGGGCCAGUAAUCACAAAGGAGUGUUGGCUACCACCCCACCGGAGGAGAGGCAAAAUGCACUGAAGGAAAUUGAUCUGAGGCAAGACAAAUUGCCAAUGGAGCGAGCCCUGGGGUGUGAAUGCAGGCGUCGAUUAGGGUGGGACGAACCUUUGUCGGCUGUUAAUCACACGACCUGGAGCACCUGGCUAGGAGAACUGGCCCACCCAGUGAAAUUAAGGGUACCCAGAUGCCUAAAAGCAGCAUGUGCUAAAGAAAUCAUCUCAGCACAGUUGCACACCUUCUGCAAUGCAUCGCAGGCUGCUUACGGUGCAGUGACCUAUCUGAGACUGGUAGACUCUGGCGGAAGUAUCCAGUGCUCUUUUGUGUACGGAUGGGCCAAGCUGGCCCCACUCAAGCAACUAACAAUACCAAGGCUGGAACUUUGUGCAGCUGUCCUGGCAGUGAACGCUGAUCGAACGAUUCGCCGAGAAAUGACCAUGACCAUACACGAAUCUUAUUUUUGGAUGGAUAGCAUGCUAGUCUUGCAGUACAUCUCCAAUUCGAGCAGACGAUUUCAAACGUUUGUAGCCAACAGGAUAGCAGUCAUACAAGAGCUGUCAAGAACUGACCAGUGGAGACAUGACGGCACAUCGCUGAACCCAGCAGAUGAUGCAACUAGGGGAUUACCUGUCCUGGACCUGGUUGCAGGAUCUCGGUGGAUACGAGGUCCUGACUUUCUACUCAGUGUUGAAGAACGGUGGCCAAAGGGAAAGGAACUGCCAGCAGUUCUGAACGACUUACUGGAGGUGAAACGAGAAGUACACCAGAGAUCUGUAGUUGCUCUGGCAGUGAGCGAGCAGUCAAAGUGGUCCCUCGCCAAACUGUGGCUCAGAUACUCAUCAUGGUACCGCUUGGUGGCUUGGAUCUAG
Messenger RNA from Homarus americanus (American lobster), 1041 nucleotides. RefSeq lists its product as uncharacterized. The coding region runs from base 1 to 1041 and encodes 346 amino acids. The record is from RefSeq and is a predicted model, not a curated record. The transcript has 2 exons. NCBI's taxonomy places the organism in Eukaryota, Metazoa, Arthropoda, Malacostraca, Decapoda, Nephropidae.